AUGUGCAAGCUCUGCAGAGACGGAAAAUCGCUCAAUUGGAGGAGAAGCUGGAGGCCCUGGAGUCGGGCCGCGCAGUCAAGCAAAGGUGUGGCUGCUAUCGCACGCAGUAUUCAGUUGCAUUGCUCACCAUCUGUUAGGCAAACAAUCUGGUAUGUUGCUAAAGGAAGAGCAAUCAGGCGUGUUGUCGCCCUGUUCGAUAGUAUCGAGGACCUCGUCGCCGAAAACGACAGAAGAUAUGAGAUCGAAGACCAGGAGACUACCAUCGAACAGGAUCGACUUCAAAUAGGUUAUACUACCCUAACCAAAACGCUGCCGUGGUUCUACAAGAAGGGUUCAGAGAUGGAGUACGAGGAGUACAUGCACAUGUUAAAGAUGCUUCGACAGGGGGCUGAUGGCGCUCGAGGAGAUGACACUUCGAAACUGAAGACUCUCGUUUCGGAAUGGAUCAACCGUGAAUUUAAGCCGGAUUUUCCUGUUGACCAAGACGAUAAGCAUUCCCGUGGAUUCACCCAUGAUGUGUGUGGCAGGUUGCUCUGUCCGGCAGAGCUUGACUGGAAUAACCCAGAAGUAAGGGCAGGCAUCCGAAAUCGCUCAGAUGGGUAUAUCGUCACAGAUCUAUCCUUUCCCACUUACUUGUAUGAUAAGUACACUUCCAAUCCGGACGAUCUUGAGGAGGGCCUUUUCAAGGGCAAGAUUCUCAUUCAGGCCUACAAGGCUGUGUUCACGUCUCCUUCCUCAGCAAAAGACGUCGAAGGCGACGGCGACGGCGCGGAUGUCAUCAGCAACAACCGACGGGCUAAGAAGUCUUUAUCUGGAAUCAAGGUCAAAAAACAUGUGCAAUUCGCACUUUCUUCAGUUACCUCCUGGCGGUCCAUGGAUGGCGACUUCGACUACCAACAAUUCUGGCGGACCAUCGUUGACUUUUUCGAAAGGGCCCCUGGUCGAGAAGCGCAGUGCAGGGUACAGCAACUUCUCGAAUGGUGGACUAGAAAAGUUUUUGGGAGGAAUCGCCGAGGCGAACUUAGCGACGCAAUGAAGGCCAAUAUGUCUGUCAACGCUCUUGUAAGGCAGAGAGCACAACGUGAUGACGCCGCGUUUGAUUCACCCUAG
Messenger RNA from Suillus plorans, 1110 nucleotides. RefSeq lists its product as uncharacterized. The transcript is spliced from 7 exons. Lineage: Eukaryota; Fungi; Basidiomycota; Agaricomycetes; Boletales; Suillaceae. Bases 1 to 1110 code for a protein of 369 amino acids. The record is from RefSeq and is a predicted model, not a curated record.